Molecule: messenger RNA, 2667 nt
Organism: Penicillium cataractarum
Lineage: Eukaryota; Fungi; Ascomycota; Eurotiomycetes; Eurotiales; Aspergillaceae
Gene: farB1
Product: putative C6 transcription factor (Ctf1B)
Exons: 3
Coding region: 1-2667 (888 amino acids)
Biological process (GO): regulation of DNA-templated transcription; DNA-templated transcription
Molecular function (GO): zinc ion binding; DNA-binding transcription factor activity, RNA polymerase II-specific; DNA binding
Source: RefSeq, a predicted model, not a curated record
AUGAGUAGUGCAUCCGCCACCAUGACCGAUUCUGAUUCUGGAAAACGCAAGGCCUCGGUCGCCGGUCUCUCCGCUCAUAAUCGCCCUGUGAAACGUCGAGCUUCAAAAGCCUGUUGCUGCUGCAGAGCUCGCAAGGUUCGCUGCGACGUGGUAGAGAAUGGCUCGCCCUGUACGAAUUGUCGCCUCGACCAGGUCGAAUGUAUCGUCACGGAAAGCAAGCGGAGAAAGAAGUCGCGUGUCGACGUGGAUACUACCCACACCUCCGACUCGCCCGGCGAAGUCUCCGAGGAGAAUCCUCUAGGCUCUUUGGGCUCUUUGCACGGUAUGCCUGAUAUGGAGCCUACUUCGCCCUCGCAAAACUCGGUCGAUAUCGACCAUGGGCAACAUAUGCCACACCUACUCUAUCAAUCUCAGGCUCAUCGGAUUGGCUCUGAUGAUCGUUUCCGUCGCCGAAUGGCUCCUAACCCGGCCGUUCCUUCGACGAUGCCCCUCGCCAAUGCCACCCUGCAAAUCCAGCAAUUGCUCGAUCCCAACUUUGCUAACUCCCGGACCGCCAAUGGCUUUCUCCCCGACUACAUCCGUGGCCUACCUGCACGACUUCAGAAAGAGGAUAUCGAUUAUUUAGCCGCCAAGGGUGCCCUGACAAUUCCCGAUGUGACCUUGCGCAACGAAUUGCUCAAGGCCUACAUUCACUAUGUGCAUACCUAUAUGCCAUUGCUGGAUCUGGAGGAGUUCCUUCAGACCAUUGUUCAGAAUGAUGGCAUCCACCGCAUCAGUCUUCUGCUGUUCCAGGCCGUCAUGUUCGCCGGUAUGGCUUUCAUUGACAUGAAGCAUCUCCAGGCUGCCGGUUACCAGACUCGCAAAGCGGCUCGAAAGGUCUUCUUCCAGAGAGCCCGACUCUUGUACGAUUUCGACUACGAGGUGGACCGCAUCUCUCUCGUUCAGUCGCUUCUUCUGAUGACCUACUGGUACGAAACUCCCGAUGACCAAAAGGACACCUGGCACUGGAUGGGUGUCAGUCUCUCUUUGGCCCACACCAUUGGAUUGCACCGAGACCCCGGCAACUCGCGGAUGGAUGUUCGCCGCCAGCGGAUGUGGAAACGCAUCUGGUGGAGCACCUACACCCGUGACCGACUAAUUGCACUGGGUAUGCGACGGCCAAUGCGUGUUAAGGACGACGACUGUGAUGUGCCCAUGCUCACCUUGGACGACUUCGAGUUCCAGAGCUUUUCUCCGGAAAUCGUAAAGAUGGUCGGAGACUCUGAGAUUUUGCAGAAUGUCAGCCACCAGCGAGAGCUGGCGUUGAUGUUCAUCGAAAAGGCCAAGCUGUGCCUGUGCGUUAGCCAUGUCCUUUCAGCGCAGUACUCCGUGCUGAGCCACAAGUUUGGCGGUACCAUGGAGACGACGAUGAUGCUGGUACCCAAGAAAUCGACUGCCGAGACGUUCGAAGUGCGACGCUGUGACCAGGAGCUGGAGGAUUGGCUGGCCAAUCUCCCCGUGGAAACCCAAUAUUCGCCUUCCGAGGGCUCGAAACUGUCUGAGGCCAACGAGGUGCUGCACUCUCAUCGUGCUUUGCUGAAGAUGGUCUACCUCACCACCUCCAGCGCCUUGCACCGGCCCCAGGUCCUUCCUGCAGUCCCAUAUCCUUCCACGGACGCCGAGUUGCAGGAGAUGUCCCGUAACAAGGUACGCUUCGCCGCAGUGGAAAUUACCAACAUCGCCCAGGACCUGCACGUCCUCGACCUCACCCGGUACUAUCCCACCACCGGUGUCACCGUGCUUCUCCCUGCGGUCAUCAUUCACCUGCUGGACAUUAAGUCCAGCGACCCUAGCGUGCGCAUGACCAGCCUCCAGCGCUUCUACCAAUGCAUGCGCAUCCUCCAGCGUCUCCGCGAGAUCUACGCCUCCGCCGACUUUGCCACCUCCUUCCUCGAAGCCGCCAUUCGCAAGGCCGGCAUUCAACUCACCGUCGCCCCGCAAGACGUACAGUCCUCACGCUCUCGCCACAACCGCGCCACUGGUACUACUUCUACCACCACCAACCCCUUAGCUUCAACUAGCACCGACCCCUUCGACAUCCUCUCCCGCCCCAGCGCCCUCACUCCUCCACCCGACUCUCUAGCCCAAAAGAUUCCCGACCUGACAUACCCCAAACCCGGUCCCGCGACUACCCGCGCCCAAUCAACCGCCGAUCUCUUCGCCUCCACACCCCCACACUCCGAUGGAAGCGAAAACGGCAGCACAAACAACCUAAACCCCAACUACGCCUCGCACGAUGCCUUUGCUAUUCCAGAUCUACACUCGGAAAUGAGUCUCACUGAAUUAAUGGAUCUUGCCAACGACGCCGAAGUCACGCAAAACGACUUUGACGCGUUGAUCAAUUUUGAUGAUGCGGGGAAUGACUUUUUUGCUGAGGAGGCCCAGCAGCAACAACAACAGCAGCAGCAGCAGCAGGUUAGCUCUGGUGUUGGUGUGGGCGCCGAGGAAAAAGCCUAUGAAUUCGAUAUGAAGGCUCUGGGAUUCGAUACUGAGCCUAAGGCGUUUGAUUUUGCGCACUUGGCGGAGCCGCGUUUGGGGGAGCGUGGCUUGGGUGGUUCUGCCGAGGUUCAGCGGGUUGGCUUGACGGCUGAUCUUGAUACGGAUCUCGGCAUCGGAUUGGAUGAGUAA